CGCCACUCUUCAUCCCUCUUCUUCAACGCAUCUUCGCAGCCUUCGACGACAACACACCUUGUCUCAUACGCGAAAAUAUCAUCAGUCUCCUUGUCAAUGUUGCUCCUCCAUCAAGCUCUCGUCGAAGAUUAUGACCUGGCUUGACUCACGACGAUCCUGCAACCUCGGACGGCCAACGACUGGCUUUCCUUUGUCCUGAUCCCCAUACCCAUAAGUUAUGCCCCAUGGCAGAAGAUGAUGUCCACGAAGUAACAAUCACCUUUGCACAUUUCAACGACGUCUACCACAUCAGUAACGCGUCCAGAAUCGCGCGCUUCUCUGCCACAGUAUCUGAAACAAAGCCCGAUCUCAUCAUCUUCAGCGGGGACGCGCUCAGCCCCUCCCUUGAGAGCAGCAUCUUGAAGGGGGAGCACAUGGUCCCCGUACUCAAUCACCUUGGCAUAGACGUCGCUUGCUAUGGAAAUCAUGACUUUGACUUCGGCGAACAGCGCUUUACAGAGCUUUCCGCACAGUGCAACUUCCCAUGGCUCCUUUCUAACGCCUUCUCCUUGAGCAAUUCCCUUCUUGCGUCCGCGCACCCUCAUAUCAUCAAACAAGUCGGCCCCCUGCGCGUAGGCUUCUUCGGUCUGGCUGGGACUGACUGGCCUUCCAAUUGCCAACAUCUUCCCUCAGAUACGCACAUUGAAGAUCCAGCAGAAUGUUCAACUCGCAUGGCCGCUCUGAUGCGCGAAGAGUAUAACGUAGACGUCGUAAUCGCUGUCACGCAUAUGCGGAUGGAAGAGGACUUGGAUGUGGUCAGCCGCUGUUUAAGCGUCGAUCUCAUCCUAGGCGGACACGAUCAUGACCACAUGAUUCGUGGCUCUCGGUACACGGAGAGCAAGAACCACGCUGAGGGAGACAUCAAGGUCGUCAAGUCCGGGACGGAUUUUCGCGAGUUCAGCGUUGUGAAGGUACACGUUGAUAAGUGCCAAGACAGCUGGCGUAUCCGAAUGGUCGAAGUCGAUCGCGUACAAGAAAACGACUUCGGAGCAGAAGACCCGCGCACGCUCGCCAUUAUCGCCAACGUAGACCAGCGUAUCGCGUCCCUCUCGCACAAUCGCAUCGCUUACACUGCGGUACCCCUUCACGGGCUCACAUCGCACGUUCGAAGUGCGGAAACGAAUCUCGGCAACUUGCUCGCGGACGCGGUGCGCGCCUACUAUGACACCGACAUCGCGUUCGUCAACUCGGGAAGUAUACGAUGUGAUAGGGUCAUCCCGGUCGGGGCCUUAACAGUGAGGGAUAUAAUAGACAUCGUCCCGUUUGCCAACCCUUGGGUAGUGAAGCAUAUACCUGGGCGACUCAUCCUCCAGGCCCUCGAGAAUUCCGUGUCCGACAUGCGGAGCGAUGGCCGGUUCCUGCAGCUCUCCGGCCUCAACAUCGUCGUCGACUUCAGCCGUGCCGAAGGGCAGCGUAUCUUGUCAGCCCUUCUGUCCUCGGGCGCACCUUUGAAAACCGACACCGCGUACACGGUGACGAUGCAGCGCUUCAUCGCAGAGGGCUUUGAUGGCUACUCCCUCUUUCGUGACGCGGUAAACUUGGUUGAUAGAGAGGCCGCAGUAACGGACACCUCGUUGCUAAUGGCGCUCUUAUCAUCCGAACGUCGACACGGAGCUGACAAGGCCAGCGACGGAAGCGACGAGAGGCUGGUUCGUGCGGCUCGAGCGAUUGUAGUGGGGACGAGGGAGGGAUUGCCAGUUUUGUCGCCGGUGGUGACUGAGAGGAUAAGGACGGUGUAGCGGUGCGAAUCGUCGCUGGAGGUGCGAGGGAUCGCAAAGCGUCGGUGGCGAGGUCACCGAUGCCGCUGUGGCGCGCAAAUUGGACUGCGCGUUGGCGGCCGGGAGCGGUAUAUGGGGGUCAAUUAUAUCCUUGAUUGUGCCGCCCGAGUAGACCCUCUGAAAACAUUGUACUCGAGUAUAUACCUUGCAAUGCCCAUCUUCUUGCUCCCAGA
Messenger RNA from Schizophyllum commune H4-8, 1990 nucleotides. RefSeq names its product Metallo-dependent phosphatase. Lineage: Eukaryota; Fungi; Basidiomycota; Agaricomycetes; Agaricales; Schizophyllaceae. The transcript has 6 exons. The record is from RefSeq and is a predicted model, not a curated record. Gene Ontology annotation, molecular function: hydrolase activity. The coding region runs from base 225 to 1778 and encodes 517 amino acids. Gene Ontology annotation, biological process: nucleotide catabolic process.